Messenger RNA from Wasmannia auropunctata (little fire ant), 648 nucleotides. Its product is annotated as venom peptide isomerase heavy chain-like. The transcript has 3 exons. The record is from RefSeq and is a predicted model, not a curated record. Lineage: Eukaryota; Metazoa; Arthropoda; Insecta; Hymenoptera; Formicidae. Bases 1 to 648 code for a protein of 215 amino acids. Gene Ontology annotation, biological process: proteolysis. Gene Ontology annotation, molecular function: serine-type endopeptidase activity.
AUGAACUCAACUAGAAUAGCAGGCGGAAAUUACGCGAGAUUCGGACAGUUUCCAUUCAUGGCAGUAGUAAAUCAUCUUGUGGGUAACAGAUUAUUCAGGCAAUGCAGUGGCACGAUCAUACAUACAAGAUGGGUUCUCACAGCCGGUCAUUGCGUACAGGAUCCAUUGAAAAUCGACCGAAUGUUUUUUAUAGCGGUCGACAUCAUCAACAAGCCUAGUGUAGAAUAUGAAGCUUUUAUUCGAAACCCCGGUGUAAAAAUGAUUACAAACCAAUCAUUCGUACACCCGGAGUAUAGAGACGGACAGAGCCACAACGAUAUUGCCUUACUGCAAGUAGAUGAAAGUUUUGCAAAUAAAAAUGGUCUUGUCAUGGGGUGGAGAGAAUCAAAAAAACUGAAAUACGCUGAAGUAUCGGUUAUUCAAAAUACUGAAUGCAAACGAGUCGAACUCUCCGGAUCGGACUCUACUAGCGACGUUACUGACAAUUACGUUUACAUAGCCACAGGAUUAGGAGAAGGAACUUGCCAGAACGGUGCCCCUCUCACCGUAAAAUCAAGAAAUGACGAGUACCUUCAAAUUGGUAUUUUGGGUAUGUCAACUUGCUCUAGCAAUGUACCCGAAAUGUUACUAGGGUUUCUCCGUAUAUAA